Molecule: messenger RNA, 2312 nt
Organism: Synchiropus splendidus (mandarinfish)
Lineage: Eukaryota; Metazoa; Chordata; Actinopteri; Syngnathiformes; Callionymidae
Gene: ehd1a
Product: EH-domain containing 1a
Exons: 6
Coding region: 336-1937 (533 amino acids)
Biological process (GO): clathrin-dependent synaptic vesicle endocytosis; endosomal transport
Cellular component (GO): plasma membrane; intracellular vesicle; clathrin-coated pit
Molecular function (GO): molecular adaptor activity; protein binding; GTP binding
Source: RefSeq, a predicted model, not a curated record
UCUGGGUUCACCAGUUCACUGUCAGCCGGUUGCUAACUCGCGUUAGCUAACCAGUUCUGUGUUUAACAAACUGUUGAACGUCUAUUGAGCGUCAGUGUUAAUCGAAACGGAAACAUUAGCCGUGUACGUUGUGAGUUUGUGCAGCCUCGUCCUGCGUCAGCCGAAGUGGGAGUCGCUGCUAGCGCAGAGGAGGGUGGGGACACAAAGUUGCGAGACCUCGCCCCAGCCGGAGCUUGACUCGAGCGGGCAGCUAACUCCCCCAGCGGUGUGAGAGAUCCGCACCACCGAGCCAGCGCCCACUUUGACACGACCGUGUCUUCCAACUAGCAACAAGUAUGUUUCGGAAAACCUUGAAGAAGGACCCGGAGCUGUUCCAGAACGUGGCGGACGGACUCCGGCGGCUGUAUCGGACCAAGCUGUUCCCGCUGGAGGACACGUAUCGGUUCCACGACUUCCACUCCCCGGCCCUCGAGGAUGCCGACUUCGACAACAAACCCAUGGUCCUGCUGGUGGGCCAGUACUCCACCGGCAAGACCACUUUCAUUCGGCACCUCAUGGAGAAGGACUUCCCCGGGAUGCGGAUUGGACCCGAGCCCACCACCGACUCGUUCAUCGCGGUGAUGCACGGCGAGCAGGAGGGGGUGAUCCCGGGUAACGCGCUGGUGGUCGACCCCAAGAAGCCCUUCCGCAAACUCAACGCUUUCGGCAACGCGUUUCUCAACAGGUUCAUGUGUGCCCAGAUGCCAAACCCAGUCCUGGAGAGCAUCAGCAUAAUCGAUACUCCGGGAAUCUUGUCGGGGGAGAAACAGAGAAUCAGCAGAGGCUAUGACUUUGCUGCUGUACUGGAGUGGUUCGCCGAGCGCGUGGACCGCAUCAUCCUCCUGUUCGACGCUCACAAACUGGACAUUUCCGAUGAGUUUUCUGAGGUGAUCCGAGCCCUGAAGAACCACGAGGACAAGAUGCGAGUGGUUCUGAACAAGGCUGACCAGAUCAGCACUCAGCAGCUGAUGAGAGUCUACGGCGCGCUGAUGUGGUCUUUGGGCAAAAUCAUCAACACGCCUGAGGUGGUCCGGGUCUACAUUGGCUCCUUCUGGGCGCAGCCCCUCUUGGUCCCAGACAACAGGAAGUUAUUUGAAGCGGAGGAGCAGGAUCUUUUCGCCGAUAUCCAGUCGUUGCCUCGUAACGCUGCUCUGCGCAAACUCAACGACCUCAUCAAACGUGCCCGUCUGGCCAAGGUGCAGGCCUACAUUAUCAGCUCCCUGAAGAAGGAGAUGCCCAAUCUCUUUGGGAAGGACUCGAAGAAAAAGGAGCUCAUCGCUAACCUGGGUGAGAUCUACCAGAAGAUCGAGAAGGAGCACCAGAUCUCUCCCGGCGACUUCCCUAAUCUCUCCAAAAUGCAGGAGCUGCUCAAUGGGCAGGACUUCACCAAGUUCUCGGCGCUGAAGCCCAAGCUGCUGGAGGCAGUGGAGGACAUGCUGGCCAACGACAUCGCCCGACUGAUGGCCAUGGUGCGGCAGGAAGAGGCCUCCAUGCCCAGUCAAGCUGUGAAGGGCGGAGCCUUCGACGGCGCCAUGAGCGGCCCCUUCGGUCACGGCUACGGCGAGGGAGCCAGCGAAGGCAUCGACGAGCUGGAGUGGAUCGUGGGCCGGGACAAGCCCACCUACGACGAGAUCUUCUACACGCUCAGUCCCAUCGAUGGCAAAGUGUCCGGAGCCUCGGCCAAGAAGGAGAUGGUCAAGUCCAAGCUUCCCAACACCGUGCUGGGCAAGAUCUGGAAGCUGGCCGACGUGGAUAAGGACGGUUACCUGGACGACGAGGAGUUUGCUCUGGCCAACCACCUGAUCAAAGUGAAACUGGAGGGGCACGAGCUGCCCGCCGAGCUGCCCCACCACCUGGUGCCCCCCUCCAAACGGGAGCUGGUCACAAAUGAGCAGUAGGAGAAGAGGAGCGUGUGGAAGCCGCGUCUUUGCUCUGUGUUCCGGCCUCUGGACACCGAGGCUCUCAUCAGCUGCUCAGACACGCCACAAGGAGGCGCUGCUGUGACCGACUUCGCCAGGGAGAGACUGGGGGGAGGGUUUGUUGAAUCAACCAGGGGUUAUGAAAGACUUUAUUACUGGAUCAUGGAUGAUUUGAUUGUGUAGCAGGUAUCUGUUGUCACGUGACCUGUCCAUCCAAAGACGCCUUUCUUGUGGAGAGAAGGGGAGCCAAUGAAAACAAGUGUUCAUCUCUAUUUUUCUAUUCCUGGACUGUUUCCAAAGGCUCCCCUUCAUUGUUUGCCAGAUGAAUAAACGUCUGCCAUCUGAUGCCUGCUG